Molecule: messenger RNA, 716 nt
Organism: Lactuca virosa
Lineage: Eukaryota; Viridiplantae; Streptophyta; Magnoliopsida; Asterales; Asteraceae
Source: the annotation of a GenBank genome assembly
GUGCCUUCUUAAUACUACUCUAUAUUCAUUACUUGAAUCACAACAUACCUCUAGUGGAUCAGUGUUACUUAUCAAUUGAAACUAAACAAUCUGCUAAAUUCACAUUACCCAAUUAGAUCAUAAGGCAAUAUCAUAUAAGUUGAAAACAAUGGGUGGUGGACAUAGACAUGACGGAGACAAAGGACUGUUUUCUCAUCUUAUUGGUGCUGGACAUUAUCCUCCGCAGGUAGCAUAUCCACCUCUUGCGUAUCCUUACCCUUUUCCUGUAGGGUACCCGCCUGCUGCUUAUCCUCAUCAUGGUGGGUAUCCGCCACAUGUUUGUCCUCCGGCUGGAGGUUAUCCUCCCGUAGCCUAUCCUGCAUCUUCAGCUCCUUAUUAUUCAGGGCAUGGAAGGCAUGGUCAUGGAGUGGGAACAUUCCUUGCUGGAGGUGCAGCUGCAGUGGCCGCUUCAUAUGGAGCUCAUCAUAUGCCUCACCAUGGCUAUGGUUCACAUGGUUAUGGUUACUAUGGGUAUCACCAUGGUAAAUAUAAGCACGGGAAGUUCAAGCAUGCGAAGUUUGGCAAGCGCUGGAAGCAUGGGGGGAUGUAUGGGAAGCACAAAUGGUGAAAUGAUUUCUGAAGUGCUGUGUGAUGUUUGAACGAUUCUCAUCUAAGCAUAACCAUGCAUGGAGAAUUAUUGUGAAGUAGAAAUGAAUCAAGACAUGUAUGAUUUCGUG